This is a messenger RNA of Macrobrachium nipponense, 1443 nucleotides long. RefSeq names its product actin-like. Bases 184 to 1317 code for a protein of 377 amino acids. The record is from RefSeq and is a predicted model, not a curated record. The transcript is spliced from 2 exons. Lineage: Eukaryota; Metazoa; Arthropoda; Malacostraca; Decapoda; Palaemonidae.
UGAGGGAGGGGGAAAAUAUUUGGCCUGUUCCUUCAAGUGCCUGGGCCAGCUCGGCUUUCACAAGUUGCCCCUUGUCGCAUAUAAAAGCGUUAGGAUUGGGUGGGCCGGCGGCAGUCUCGGAGUAGACAGUGAUCAGCUCGCGCUCUCGAGUUCAAGUAGUGCAAGGCGACAGAAACCUCCAUCAUGUGUGACGACGAAGAAGCGACGGCUCUGGUUGUCGACAAUGGCUCCGGUCUUGUCAAGGCUGGUUUUGCCGGUGAUGACGCCCCUCGAGCUGUCUUCCCCUCCAUCGUUGGCCGCGCCCGUCACCAGGGUGUGAUGGUCGGUAUGGGUCAGAAGGACGCCUACGUCGGCGAUGAGGCCCAGACCAAGAGGGGUAUCCUCACUCUCAAGUACCCUGUUGAACACGGCAUUGUUACCAACUGGGACGACAUGGAGAAGAUCUGGUACCACACCUUCUACAAUGAACUGCGUGUCGCCCCUGAGGAGUGCCCCACCAUGCUUACUGAGGCUCCCCUUAACCCCAAAGCCAACCGUGAGAAGAUGGUCCAGAUCAUGUUUGAAGGGUUCAAUCUUCCAGCUACUUACGUCUGCAUCCAGGCUGUCCUGUCCCUCUACGCCUCUGGCCGUACCACUGGUCAGGUCUGUGACUCCGGUGAUGGCGUCACUCACAUGGUGCCCGUUUAUGAAGGUUUCGCCCUUCCCCAUGCCAUCCUCCGUCUGGACUUGGCUGGUCGUGACAUCACCAACUACUUGAUGAAGAUCAUGACUGAGCGUGGCUACUCCUUCACCACCACCGCCGAGCGUGAGAUCGUUCGUGACAUCAAGGAGAAAUUAGCUUACAUCGCUCUGGACUUUGAAAGCGAUAUGAAAGUCGCAGCUGCCUCCUCUUCAAUCGACAAGUCCUACGAACUUCCUGACGGUCAGGUCAUCACCAUCGGCAACGAGCGUUUCCGCGCACCAGAGGCCCUCUUCCAGCCUUCCUUCUUGGGCAUGGAAUCCGCUGGUGUUCACGAAACCCUCCACACUUCCAUCAUGAGGUGCGACAUUGACAUCAGGAAGGACCUGUUGGCCAACAUUGUCAUGUCUGGUGGUACCACCAUGUAUGCUGGUAUUGCUGACAGGAUGCAGAAGGAAAUCACCUCUCUUGCACCCUCUUCCAUUAAGGUCAAGAUCAUCGCUCCCCCUGAGAGGAAGUACUCCGUCUGGAUCGGCGGUUCCAUCCUUGGUUCUCUGUCCACUUUCCAGGCCAUGUGGAUCACCAAGGAGGAAUAUGAUGAAUCUGGACCAGGAAUUGUCCACCGCAAGUGCUUCUAAAGAAUUAGUAAAAGCUCUGUUGUUACGUUCUUAUCUUAAAAUAAGAACGCAAUUAUUUACGCUUGAAUUAUAUUUAUAAGAAAAUUAUAUAUUCUUUUGUGCAAAUAUAAUCAUUUAUUUUUCAAA